Oncorhynchus mykiss (rainbow trout) is the source of this 3038-nucleotide messenger RNA. RefSeq names its product E3 ubiquitin-protein ligase KCMF1. Lineage: Eukaryota; Metazoa; Chordata; Actinopteri; Salmoniformes; Salmonidae. The record is from RefSeq and is a predicted model, not a curated record. Gene Ontology annotation, cellular component: plasma membrane. Gene Ontology annotation, biological process: synaptic signaling. Gene Ontology annotation, molecular function: zinc ion binding.
UAUUGUUUCUCACAUCACACACAUGUGGCUGCGGAGACCGGAUCCUUCAUAUGAGUUAUUAAGAGGUCAGGGACAGCUAGGUUGCUGGUUCAAAGCUUCAAGUGAGUCCGUGUAUGGGCCUGUGUUAGUGUCCCAAUAGGAUGUCCCGUCAUGAAGGUGUGAGCUGCGACGCGUGUUUGAAAGGUAACUUUCGGGGGCAGCGGUACAAGUGUUUAAUUUGCUACGACUACGACCUGUGUGCCUCGUGCUACGAGGGCGGCGCCACGACCACCAGGCACACGGCAGAGCACGCCGUGCAGUGUAUACUAACCAGGGUCGACUACGACCUGUAUUAUGGGGGAGAGUCCUUCUCGGUGGAGCAGCCCCAGGCUUUCACCUGUCCCUACUGUGGCAGGAUGGGCUACACGGAGACUUCUCUACAGGAGCACGUGACUGCAGAGCACACAGAGACCUCCUCAGAGGUGAUCUGUCCCAUAUGUGCUGUGCUGCCUGGCGGAGACCCUAAUCACGUGACGGGCGACUUCGCUGCUCAUCUCACACUUGAACACAGAGCACCCAGAGACUUGGAUGAGUCGAGCGGGGUGCGGCACGUGCGUAGGAUGAUCCACCCGGGUCGGGGUCUAGGGGGGCCGAGGGCCCGUCGAUCCAACAUGCACUUCACCUCGUCAACCUCCGGGGGGAGCUCUACCACACAGAGCUCCAACUACAACAGGGAGGCCAUGGAUCCUAUAGGAGAGCUGCUGUCCCAGUUGUCAGGGGUGCGUAGGUCGACGGGCAGCCAGCUGAGUUCAGGUCCUUCAGCCUCCCAGCUACAGCAGCUCCAGAUGCAGCUCCAGGCGGAUUGGCAGCAGACCCAGGCUACCAGACAGCAGUUGGAGACGGCCCGGGGCACCUCGCAACGCGGCAGCCGCACCUCCAACCACGCAGGGAAUCACAACGCCAACCCUGGCUCCAACUUCUUCAACAACCUUAGUCCCGACCCGGAGCAGCAGGAGCCCAAAACACAGAGCAGCAACUCCCAGUUCCUUCUCAACAGACUGAGUGAGCCGAGGUUGUCAGAGGCGGAAAACCAGCUAUGUGAGGGCCAGUGGGCGGACCGCUCUCUCUUCGUCACGGAGCUCCUCCUCUCCACCCUGCUGGCCAAUCCCGACCACAGCGAAGACGACGACGAUCUCCGUGACUACCACGAUGCCGUGACGCGAGGCUCGGAUGCCUUCGCCGCCUUCGAAGAUAUGGGCUGCGUGGGGGUCAUGACCCUAGACGUGGCUCUGCAGAACCUCAACCUCCGAGAACUGAAGAACGAGCAGCAUCCCCCGGCGUUGCCGUAGCCACCACUACAAAGUUGGGGGGGGGGGGAUUGUCAUCUCAUCUGUCACCCCCCCCACACCACUACCACAUUCUAUUACAAUGUGUACAUGACAGGACACAGAAUGUGAACGUCAGAGAGCGAGUGUUGUGAGCAAGAGGCAAUUGAACAAUUUAAAUACAUCUAUAUAAAUGUUUAUGAAUGAAAGCGGAUAAUCAACUCCACAUGAAGACGUGUUUGACUGCUUGGCCCCCAGCAGGUGAACGUAGGUCAGAUAGAUGGGUAGGUAUAGCAGCUUGAUCAUUUAUUAUCAUAGAGUCGUCCACAGACACACAAGAGGACAGACAGACAGUGGGAAGAUCUCAAUUGCAUACUCCUUGUCCCCUAUCCCUUAAAACCCAGUAAGGAGACGUCUUCCCAGAUUCUCUCCUCCUACGCCUCUGUGUUCCUGGAUAUUUAUCAAAACCUACUUUGAUGGUUUGCCACAACAAACGUUGGCACGUCCAGAUUGUUCACCACUGUGUUCCCUCUUCUCAACUACAGUCACUGUUCCAUAUUAAACUGCUAUCACAAAUCGGGGAGUCGGGUAUCAUCGCAGAGAUGUUUUAACUCCUGUAGGAUAGCAUAUGUGUGUUCGGUCUAUGGCUAAUCUUCCUAACCUGCUCUGUCAAUUAUAGGGGGUGUUUUUAAUUUUAAUUUUUAGGUCUACACAAAUGAUUCACUCCUCAGAGACCGUUGAUUGAAUGGUUUAGUUCCUACCACGUGUUUAAUAUCACUUACGGUGCCAUGGGACCUUCUGCUUUAUGCCAACUGACCCAUGGCUCAGUUUUUUUGAGUUGCAUAUCCAGAGAGAAGCUUCAUACAGUAUGCAUAACACUACAUAAAGGAGGUCAUUAGACAUGUUACACAGGAGGACCAUAGAAGAUCCACAAGACUGGUAUAAAAAGGGAGUGUUUUCUCCUAAAAGGCAGGUCUGAAAGUAGGGAGUGUUGUCUUCUAAAAGGCAGGUCUGAAAGUAGGGAGUGUUGUCUUCUAAAUGGCAGGUCUGAAAGUAGGGAGUGUUGUCUUCUAAAAGGCAGGUCUGAAAGUAGGGAGUGUUGUCUUCUAAAAGGCAGGUCUGAAAGUAGGGAGUGUUGUCUUCUAAAAGGCAGGUCUGAAAGUAGGGAGUGUUGUCUUCUAAAUGGCAGGUCUGAAAGUAGGGAGUGUUGUCUUCUAAAAGGCAGGUCUGAAAGUAGGGAGUGUUUUCUCCUAAAAGGCAGGUCUGAAAGUAGGGAGUGUUGUCUUCUAAAAGACAGGUCUGAAAGUAGGGAGUGUUGUCUUCUAAAAGGCAGGUCUGAAUGUAGGUGUUUGCUAUAGAAUCACUUUUACAUCACAAUGGUUGAUUUAUAUGGACAGACAUGGGGGAGGGGGCUGAUCCUAGAUCAGUACUUUAUGACACCGACACUCUCCUGCCAGUUUACAUAGUCCCCCCCCCCCCCCCCCCCCCCGACUGACAGUAUUCCUCAAUUGCAGAGAUGCUAAUCCGACAGAGUGCCUGGAGAGAGUCCUUCUCUCUCUAUCUAUCUGUCUCUCAGACGACCCUUUGUAUGCCUUCAAUGCUACCUUUAACAAAUGCAAUGUAUGAUUACAUGUUUUUGGUGUUUUGGAAAAUGCUAAAAAAAAAAAAAAGCAGGGUAAACUGUUCAACUUGGGGAGGACAAUAAAAUUAGUUUUGGAUGUAAAAUGAACUACA